CUCUCUGUGUCGUCAUGCCCAGGUCACAUGACACGGGGAAAUGCUAACGUCAUCAGUCGCACAGAGAAGGGUCAGACCGAUUCAUUGUCUAACUCUUAUCGACAUUAAUUGUUUAAAAAUGACAAAAUUACAAAUUUUGAACGCGUAUCUGACGGAACGGUUAAUGGUGGCUGUGCGAGAGAUACUGGAGGUGGUGGGUGACACGGUGUCGGAAUAUCAGGAAGAAACUGCCCGAAUCCACCGGGAGAACGAGAGUCUGAGGAGGAAGCUGCGGGAUGUGGUGAUAGAAGCAGAGACGGGUUGGACGGGAGCUCCUCACCUUCUUUCCAUCUCUCUCCCUCCCUCCCUCUCCCCAGGGGUGUCACACCCUCUCUCCCUCUCGCCAGGGGCGUCACACCCUCUCUCCCCCCCCUCAGGGGUGUCACACCCUCUCUCUCUCUCCCCAGGGGUGUCACACCCUCUCUCCCUCUCCCCCCCCCCAGGGGCGUCACUCCCUCUCUCCCUCUCGGCGGCUGAGGGGAGCUCUCCCGUAGAGCAGCAGGACUGGAGCUCCGGCCUGAGGGAGCAGCUCGCUGGGGCCGAAGAGCAGCAGGAGGUCUGCGAGCGGCGGAGGAGCCGGCAGAAGGAAGAGGACGUCGCUGGACCGGACCGGUCCUGUGCCACGGAGGCGGAGCUGCAGUCCGAGUGCGGUACCCCCGGACUGAAGAAGCUGGCUUUGGAAAUCGCUUUAUCCGUGGUCUCGCCUUCCUCCCUGAGCGUCAGCCAUGAGCUGAGCGCCAUGCGCCUGGCCGAGGACGCUGCUCCUCGCGCGCGGCCCCGGUCCCCGGCUCACCUGCGCUCUGCCCAGGUCAAAACGGAGCCUGACGAGGGACCCGAAUUCAAGUCCGAACAGCCCCCUGAGCUGAGCCCGGCAGCCAAAGCGAAAUCCCACGCUCUGGAACCUCUGUUAGAAGCGAGUGUGGGCGAAGAUUCUGAGGCGCUGGGGGCCGGGGUGGGACACAUGGAGGGUACUGGACCACAGGAAGCGGGGACCAGGAUGAACGAGAUCCAAAAUGAGAGCUACUUCGUCGGGUACCGAGGAGAGAAACAGCACCGCUGCUUUCAGUGCGGUAAGUUCUUCAGUCAGGUCUGCAACCUGAAAACCCACCUGCAGAUUCACACGGGCGAGAGACCGUACACCUGCAACUGGUGCGGCAAGUCCUUCACUCAGUCAGCGGACCUGAGGCGCCACCAGCGGAUCCAUACCGGGGAGAAACCACACCGCUGCACCUGGUGCGAGAAGAGUUUCACUCAGAUAGGAAACCUCAAAAGACACCUGCGAAUUCACACCGGAGAAAGGCCCUACUGCUGCACGCUGUGUGGCAAGAGCUUCAAUGACGGGGACACCCUGAAAAAGCACCGCAGAAUCCACACGGGGGAGAGGCCGUUCCGCUGCGCUCACUGUUCCAAGACUUUCACUGUGGCCAGCAGCCUGCAGAAUCAUCUCAGAAAUCACUUGAAAGAGAGUAAGCAGCAGUGCUGAGAGAGAAAUCAUAGUGUGUGAGGUGGUGUGUUUUGAUAUACAAUUUUAAAGUGACUGUGUUUUUAAAAUGUGCCCAGCAACCUAAACAGUGAAUAUAAGCCAAAUAUGCAACUCUGGUGUUGAUGAAGAUCCGUAACUGAUUAAAUGGAGGUAUUGCUCUCAUCAUGAUUGUUCAAAAAAAUCUAUACAUUUCCUGAUGAAAAUGGGUUUUCAUUUUUGAUUUGCUUUUAAAGGCAUAUUAUGCAGGAUGUUUAGCUUCGCUGUGGUUUUGUGUAUACAAUACAAUCCUCCUCAAGCCCACCCACUCGCCUCCAUUGAGGGAAACAAAUGCCAUUGAGCACAGGAUAGCUCGCUGGAUAGCUUGAGGUAAUGUCACUUGGUUGAGCAGCAAGGUUGUUGUGCGUCUAUAUAGGCAGCCUGUUGCUUAGUGGCUAAGGUAUAGGACCCGGAAGGCCCAGUCAUAAUAAGAUCCAUGCAGCUGUUGGGCCCUUGACCAUAUCCCUACAUUGCUCCAGGGGGGAUUAUCUCCUGCUUAGUCUGGAACAACUGGAAGUCGCUUUGGAUAAAGGCGUCUCCACUCUCCACUCUCCACUUUCAGUAGCUAGCUUGUUACAAACACUGGGAAUGGUGUUAUCAAUGCAAAAGCUGAUAUAGUCACAGACACAGUCUGUCAUGGUAUCAGUGUCCUCCCCGUGCGGUUUGUACAGAGCAUCCCAGUCAGUGCCGUCCAGGGCACCGUGCAUGAGACCAGUUCCUCCCUGGCCUCACCCUCGCAGGUUGCUGCUGGAAAACUGGCUUGUAUGAUGUUGUCAGCAAGACUGAGUCUGAUCUGCCAAGAGCAGGCAGGGCAGCAGAGCUGUAGGCAUCUUUAACAUUUGCAUACAACAGGUCCAAUUUAUUAUUGUCUCUGGUUGUACAUUUUAGAAACUGGUAAAAUGUGGAUAGGGUACUGGAAAGAGACAUGAUGAGAGAGCCUGUAAUUGUGAUGACGGGUUGUUCUGUUUGAAGUCUGGCUGUCGCGGAGUGAACUGCAUGCUGCUCCCGCGUUUCCCGUGGGUGGAAUCUCAACCGUAAAAACAAUGGCGCUGGAGAAUUCUCUUGGCAAAUUGUAUGGUCCGAUCAAUCGGCUCGCUGUCCGGGCUGCAGAAACGCUCCUUCUCAGAGAUGUGUCCUGGGUUGGCACCUGGAGUUUAGAAACAAGGCCCCUCCUCCUGUCUUCUUGCCACUCGUGGUGGGUUUGCUAUCUGCGCGAGCCUUGUGGAAUCUGGGAAUGGUCACAUUCGGGUCAGGUAUCCGUUUGGGUUGCCACAUCUCGGUGAAACGCAUGAUACUGCAUUCUCUGUUCUCCCUCUGACUCUUAACGAGUUCAGUUAACGAGUGCCCCCAGUUCGUCCCUCUUAUUUGCCAAAGGCCGCACUCUCCCCGUAAUGACUGCAGGGAGGAGCCGGUCACUGGAGGAGCCGGUCACUGGAGGAGCUGGUCACUGGAGGAGCCGGUCACUGAGAGGAACCGGUCACUGGAGGAACCGGUCACUGGAGGAGCCGGUCACUGGAGGAGCAGGUCACUGCAGGAGCUGGUCACUGGAGGAACCAUUCACUGGAGGAACCGGUCACUGGAGGAACCGGUCACUGGAGGAACCGGUCACUGCAGGAGCUGGUCACUGGAGGAACCGGUCACUGAGAGGAACCGGUCACUGGAGGAACCGGUCACUGGAGGAACCGGUCACUGGAGGAGCCGGUCACUGGAGGAACCGGUCACUGGAGGAGCCGGUCACUGGAGGAGCAGGUCACUGCAGGAGCUGGUCACUGGAGGAACCAGUCACUGGAGGAACCGGUCACUGGAGGAGCCGGUCACUGGAGGAACCGGUCACUGGAGGAGCCGGUCACUGGAGGAACCGGUCACUGGAGGAGCCGGUCACUGGAGGAACCGGUCACUGGAGGAGCCGGUCACUGCAGGAGCAGGUCACUGCAGGGCGAUCAGCAUACCUCCCAGUCAUUAAAAGUGGCCCAAGUACGAAGAAGAGCAAUACAAACCACUUAAUAAGCGUUGUUGUGUAGUCUGAUGUUCACAAACAUAAAACAAUGUGUUUAGAGGCUAAAAUAAGUACUAAAAUAAAAAAUAAAACAUGAAAACAUGUGAACCUGCUGCAACAGGCUGCCACUAGCAGGGCUUCAUGUUGCUGAAUGAUUGGCAGUACAUCACAGAUAUGAGUGAGCAUGCUUGUUUUAUAACAUUUUCAAGGUAAAAAUCCUGCAUAGUAUGCCUCACUUUUCCAAGCCUUGUUUCACCAUGUUUUUCUGACUACAUUUUACAAUUUAGUACAUUACAGUCACUUAGACUCUCUUAUCCACAGCAACUUACAGUCUGUGUGAUUCUCAGGAAUACAAAUGUGUCAUUACCAAGAAGGCACAUUUGUAAUCAAUAAGCGCAAUGUUAACCUAAUGAAGAGAAUAAACUAAAGAAAGUGCCACUUUAAGCACAGAGUCUUCAGUCUGCAUUGCAGGAUGUCUGCUCUGACUGCAGUGGAACCUUUUGACCUGUUAUUACUAUAGGAGAGAUGGCGGAGCGGCAUGGGUGAGUGAGGAGGUUAUGGAUUCCACAAGCAGCAGCUUUUGGCAUGGAGGAUGGAGAGGAGAUAAAUGAGAGGAUGUCAGGACAAACAGAACUAAAAAUAAUAAUGCUUUUUACAUGCCAAGAUGGACCAGAGUGGGCAUACUUGAUUUUACCUCAGGCAAAUGGGGACAGCUAUACUAAUUUUCAUGGGCUGUCAAUGGCUCAUUUGCAAUGGCUGUAUUCCAGCAUAGGUAUUCCGGUAAUCAAGUCCCAACUUUGCCAGAGAGAUGAUUAGCUAGCAUGGUAUUCUCCGCGUAGCUACAGCCAGGCAGACGGUUGGCAGGGAAGGUAUUCCCGGCAUAGCUUCAACCAGGGAGACAAUAUUCAGUAUGUUACAAUAUUCUCUGUGUAGCUUCAGCCAGGCAGACGGUUGGCUUGGAAGGUAUUCUCCAUGUAGGUUGAGCCAGGGAGGAUGGCGCAUACAAGCCUCCGCAGUGCACAGAGAAUGCUACAGUGAUGUUAGUGGCCUACAGUGACAAUUAUGAAACAGGGAGAGAAGGAAAAGAACACUUUUAUCUCCCAUGUCCUAUUCCCACGAAAGCUCUACAAUCUACUCAUCAGAACGCGUUUCUGAACAUCACAGUGAUGAACAAGGUUUACAUUUACCACCAUCUCUCCCCUUUAUUUUCAAAUGUUCCCACCAGUCGCUGCCAGGACUCAAGUAUGCUCUUCUGCUGAGGGGCCACUUGGCAAGGGCCUGCCUCUGCUUUCUCACAGACAAGCACUUUCCAGAAGAAAAUGGGGAAGUGUGUUUUAAGUCAUGACACUUUUAUUGUGAAUACUUGCCUGAAACUUUACAGUGUAUGACAGCAAUUUUAUUGUUACAUAUUGUUACAUGUCAUUGACUUAAAAUUAGGCAGAUGUAUUCAGCUACAGAAAGGGACUAACAAGGCAUUGCAUCAUGGCCGAGAUCCAGUAUUUUAGGAUUUGUUUCAACUGUCACAAUUAGCAGUCAAAAGUCUCACCUUAAUAUGGGCAUAUUUGUGUUAUUUAUUCUUUGUUAUUUUUUGCUGUAAUGGAUUGACCUGGACUGAUGGGUAUUGUGUUUUCCAUUGUCAAACCUUUUCUUUGUUUUUCUCAAGUGGUGCAUAUCUUGCUGACCGUGAGCUGUGUUUAUGUUUAAAGUAUUUUUUGUUUUCACAACUACUGUUUAUUUCUUGUUCUUUUGACACUGUCUCUCCUUGAGCCAAGACCAGGCCUUGAACAGUUGGGCUGAAAGAGUAAUAUUCAGGUUGAAUUGGAAACCUAGAAAGUUAUGGAUCUCCUGGAACAGUGUUGGGAACCACUGCCCUACAGUACUGGGGCAUUGUGCUCCUCGUCAAGGGGGAAGACUGCAGCAACCAGCUUUCUGGAGGUUUCAUGUCGUAAAAGUAAUCAAUCCCAGCACCACUCAGCUUCUGCCAUCAGAAAGGGGAAAACUAAAGGUAAUAAGAGGUGCUUGUCACAUUUCUUAAUUAACACCAUAUUCAGAGGCCCAGAUUCAGCUGCUGACAAAUGACAGUAAAUUUCAAUAUCUAUCCCAUAUGGAGUCAAUGCCUAUUCUGGCCACAUUAUUAAUAUUACUAUCUUACUAAUUGCUGACGUCAUAGCAUAUUCUGCCAAAUUAGAAAAGGUCUGCAAUGAUAAGAACAGAAACAGGAGGUUUUGGCUUUUGUAUUAAAGAAUACAAGUCCUAGUCCAAGACAUCUGAAGUUUAUAUCUACAGUUCUAAAUUUGUUAUUUGACUGUAAUACUGAAAUUACCUUUGGAAGUUAGAUUUUAGCACAUAGCACUUCUGUUUAUGAAAUGGGUUUGCACUGUUACCCUGUGUUUAAUCCUGGAAUAACAUAAACUGGAUUUAAGACUAUUAUUUGUGGUAAUUUAGAUCGCAAUGAAUCGCUAACUGUGAUGGUUAUUUUUGUUUCUGAGUGAAAUAGGAGUGUUUUGAAGCACAAUAAAAACAUGUAUCUAA
Messenger RNA from Conger conger (European conger), 6086 nucleotides. Its product is annotated as zinc finger protein with KRAB and SCAN domains 1-like. The coding region runs from base 41 to 1522 and encodes 493 amino acids. Gene Ontology annotation, biological process: regulation of transcription by RNA polymerase II. The transcript has 2 exons. Lineage: Eukaryota; Metazoa; Chordata; Actinopteri; Anguilliformes; Congridae. Gene Ontology annotation, molecular function: RNA polymerase II cis-regulatory region sequence-specific DNA binding; DNA-binding transcription factor activity, RNA polymerase II-specific. The record is from RefSeq and is a predicted model, not a curated record.